This is a messenger RNA of Exophiala dermatitidis NIH/UT8656, 2488 nucleotides long. RefSeq lists its product as uncharacterized. Bases 431 to 2182 code for a protein of 583 amino acids. The transcript has 4 exons. The record is from RefSeq and is a predicted model, not a curated record. NCBI's taxonomy places the organism in Eukaryota, Fungi, Ascomycota, Eurotiomycetes, Chaetothyriales, Herpotrichiellaceae.
CAGGCUGGUCUCCUCUUGGUCUUUCUGGGGUCACCGGCACCGUUACAACACUGGCACGGCACAUCUGCAUCUCCCGUUCAUCUCCCGUACAUCUCCCGGUCUUGCUUGCGCACUGCAUGUGGAGAAACCCCGGCGGUCUUCCUCGCCCACACUCCUACUACAAUCUGGGGUUCCAGAUGCCUGCCAGUGUCCGUUACGGACGAAGCGAGCCCCUGCCACUAUGACUGGACACUGGUAGGUACCUAGCAACAUCCUUUACCCGCUUGCACCCCACGAGACCGCCCGCAUACUCUACUAGGCCGCUACUGUGUACAUGCGUCACUUCCUGACCUCGCUGGGAGAGUUCAACUCUACGACAUCACUCCUUGCGCCCUCGUCUCCCGUUUCAGCCAACUCCAAGGGGCAGUAUUAUGUCUACAACUGACAGGACAUGCACAAGGCGAAAGCCGUGACGAGUCGGCCGGAUGUAAGCGGUGGGAGCAGCGCAACGUCGCGCUCUGCCAGUGCUCCAAACUUGAAGACCUUCCAGUUCGUCACUGCCAAUCCGGCCUCGGAGGCCGAGAAGUCGCAGAACAAAGCUCUCGUCCGCUCGAAUGCGUCCAACUUCUACUGGCGUCGAGUCAAGAAGACCACGACCGACCCAUCUACAAGCUCCAAUCGAGUCGCUACGAGACGACGCUCAUCGGCGCAAAGCCGCCAGACGAAGCCACCACCGGUCACGCUUACGCCGCCGGUUGCACGCACCCUCGAUUCCCCUUCCACAGAGAGCGGAUGGUCGACACCCAAGACUGAGGAAAGUCACAAUGAACAGAACCAGGAGGAUGUCGUGGUCGACGAGGAAGCAAUGGUUUCUUGUGACAGUAGCUUAUCAAGCCUGGUCGUGUCGGGACACCAUGAUCCAUUCCAGACAUAUCCGUGCGAUCUGCCCAGGGAGUUUGUCAGCCGUGUCCUCGACCAAAUCAAUGGCUUUCUCUCCUUGAUGUUCCCCCCGCAGAAUGGUCGGUCCCUCAAUCCACUGGCCGAAACGUGGCUCCGGACCACCUUUAGCGACCGAGGCCUGUUCCACGCGUCAUUGUUCUCUCAGCUGAUGAGAAACCGCGUCUUUUCUGUGUCGCCGUCGAUGGCGGAAUCCAGGGAACAGGUGCACUGCUACACGGAGACGAUUCGAGGGGUUCACCAGAAGUUCAAAGACACCUCGAUGAGUUUGGAGGAUGAGAACAUCCUCUCUGUCUAUGCGCUCUCAUACCACGGCGACCUCCGCGCCGAUGCUCCCGCCGCCGCUCCCUCUCAAGGCCCUCUAACGACGCUGCAACUGCUUCAUGUGUACGGGGGCCGCCUGCAGACCGUACAAGUGCAUCUCCAAGGCCUUGCCAAAAUGCUGAGUCUGCGAGGCGGUCUAUCUAAAAUCAAGCUUCCUGGGUUAUCCCAAGCGAUUUCUUUUGGCGACAUUGUGAUGGCCUCUCAAACGCUAUCAAGGCCAAUGCUGCCUUACGUCGCCAUGCACGAAGACGUGACGUCGCUGCUCGCCGUGGCAUCGCGGAAAAACCACACUCUUGUCGGCCUGGGCCGAGGAUUCCGCAUCUUGCCCGAAAUGCUCAGUCAUGACGAGGUGUCAAGACUCCUGGUGGUCCUGCGGUGGAUCAUCCAAUAUACAUUCGCGGUGGACGACCAUGUGGAACGAAGGCCUGAAGCACAGUCGUUUGCUGCCCUGAUGGACCAGAGGAACUUUGUCCAGCACAGUCUGAUGCUUCUGACCCCCGAGACGCCUGAAGCAGCACAACUCGAGCAUCCCAUGCAUCGUUUGUCCCGAUUGGCCACGCUCAUUUACAGUCUGCUGGUGGUGUUUCCGGUCCCUGCCAUUGCAGCACCGUUCCACCGCCUCGCCCGCGACGUCAAGGCCCAGCUUGCCGACUCGGCCGUGCAGGCUCGGUGGACAGAGGGGGCGUCGGAUCUCCUUCUCUGGGUGGCCGUCAUGGGUGCCAUUGCGGCUAUUGGCUCACCGGAUCGCCAGGGUUAUUUGGCCAUGUUGGACAGACUCACCCGCCACCUGAACAUCAAUUCAUGGGCUGGCGUCAAGGACCGCUUGAAGAUGUUUCUGUGGUUCGACUACACCAAUGACUCGGACGGGUUGAAGUUGUGGAGGGAACUCGAGGAGUCCAGCCUGUUCCGUAUGCCCAAGUAGACAGAAGUUUGUUGCCUGCACCUACACCUGCACCCGCUUUUUUCAGCUCACGGACAGGAAGUCAUAUACACUUUACUUGUACAUCCAUGUAUGCAAUCGAGGCAUCUAUCUAUCUGUGAGCAGCAGAUAGGAAAUAUAUACACAUCAUAAUGUUAUGGAUGCAUGCCAUUGAUUAAGGUAUCAUAUCAUGUCUAUGCCAUCAAUCACUGUAUCAUAUCUACUGUACGUAAUGUAACGUCUAGCGCCAGGGCUUGCUGCUCUCAAAGCUGCCCUGCAACCGACAACACUGGAAGCUUUCAUGGACCA